This is a messenger RNA of Salpingoeca rosetta, 1399 nucleotides long. RefSeq lists its product as uncharacterized. NCBI's taxonomy places the organism in Eukaryota, Choanoflagellata, Craspedida, Salpingoecidae. The record is from RefSeq and is a predicted model, not a curated record. Bases 175 to 1299 code for a protein of 374 amino acids. The transcript has 6 exons.
GGCGUGCUGUUCGUGGUUGCUGCUGGAGGCAGCGAGGGGGAGGUUGGAUUCAAACCAACAUGCCCACAAGGAGCCAGCCCCACAUGCUCUCCGCACAACAAGUGCACACGCUGUCACCACAGUUGCCUGUUCUGUCAGAACUUGGACAACAGUACUUGUGGUGCAAGCGACUGCAUGGUGUGCAAGGAGCCGUACUUCCUCAUGGUCAAGUUUUCGGAUGGCACUGGCGUGUGUGUGCCGGAAGAGGAAGCAUUCAUGGAAACUUGUCCACGAAGCAACCCUCGCUGCCGACCAGGGAACAGGUGUAUGGUUUGCCCCAAUGGGUGUAUCGAGUGCCAGGGACAGCAGCUGCUCUGUCUUCCACACGAAUGCACAGCUUGUCAAAGCGGCUACACGCUGCACCUCGCCUCUCCCAGUGACAAGACGGGAACAUGCACAUUGCGUGUGCGCUCGUUCAAACCGACGUGUCCCCGCAGCGCACACCCAGCAUGCAGCCCCUGGAACCAGUGUGAACGGUGUGCGCCUGGCUGUGCUGUGUGCCAGAGCAAAGACACCAACAUGUGCCACGACCGGGACUGCCUUGUGUGCGAGCACGGGUACAAUCUGCGACAGGUGGAUCCAGAUUCUGGCAAGGGGAUAUGCGUGCCCAGCCCCUUGACGCAACUCAAGCUCGCGCAUGCAACACACGAGCAGCAGCAACAGCACGGGGCAGACAACGGAGAAGGAAGAGGAGUGGGCACGGGCGCAGCAUCACAUGCGGGCGAGCCGAAAAUGGUUCGGCUAACGCCAAAUGCGGGCAGAGGCGGUCAGGGCGGUCGCAAUGAUCAUGGUGGUAACAGUGGUGGUGGUGAUUGGUUGGACGGCUGGAACGCAGUUGAGCUGGAGGAAGGUGAGCUGGAAGAACUGUUGGCAUCGAAGGACACGCGUGAGAGAUUGGCAAAGUGGCUGGACGGGGUGUUGAGUGCAAUGGAGGCAGGGGAGGAGGGGGAGGAAGAGAAAUAUCGCUACCCUCGUGAUAUUCAUGUCGAUGGGGAGGAAGAGGAGGAGGAAGAGGAUGAGGAUGGUGUGAUGGAGUCAUUGCUUGAGUUGAAGGCUGCGCUUGAGUUGUUCAGGUUGAUGUCACUGCUUGAGGAUGACGAUAUCGCUGAUUACGGCGACGAGCUGAGCAUGGCAGAUAUGGACAUGUGGCAGCUGUUGAAAUGCAUUCCACAUUUCGUCGUGCUUGUCGUUGUGUAUGCAAUCAAGAUGCCCCUGUUCAUGUUGAUGACAGUUUGGUCCCACCUGCUCUCUCUUGUCUAGCUGCAUGUAUGCGCGCGCGUGGUGUGUGUGUGUGUGUGCACGUGUGUGGUUGUUAAGUUCUAAUUUCAAUGCUAACGGGAAUAAACGACUUGUAUUGGCA